Molecule: messenger RNA, 822 nt
Organism: Peronospora matthiolae
Lineage: Eukaryota; Oomycota; Peronosporomycetes; Peronosporales; Peronosporaceae
Source: the annotation of a GenBank genome assembly
AUGGUGUUCAUCUCACUGCAGGACGUCGUUAGUGAGGGCAAUGCCGUCGGUGUGAACAUGAAGCAGAUUGCCAAGCCAGCGGCUACUAUCCGCGUAGUAGUGACCCCAGGUUGCCCAACAAAGCAGCUAGACACUCCGUUUGCACGUGGCAGUCUCUUUUACGUUUCCACGAGACGAAGAACACCGUCGUCUCUCGUGUUGUACGUCUCGAUCAGCGCCGUGCGUCACAAGUGGGUGCUCCACAAAACUUCGGAUGACUUCACGCAUGUGCGCGAGGAUAUUCGUCGAGUGGGGAACGGGUGCAAAGGAUCUGCGUGCUGUGGCCAUGUACAGCGCCUUCUCAAGACCUCUCUGGAUGUCGGUACACGUCGAAGAAGAGAACCGAGCGCUGGUUUACAGUACGAUCAGUGCCAUGUAUUCCAAGCGUAUGCAAACGGCUUGGUGCAAGUCGUGCUCGGUGUUGGCCACGGUCUUCAAUGUCACACCAUGCAGCGAAUACGACACAUUCUCGAGGAGUUUCUUGACAUUGCAAGCCAUUGCACACAUGCUUUUGAUCGCGUGCUGUGCGACGACGAUCCAGUAGCAACAACACCGAUGCUAGUGUCGAAACAGCCUUCUUUACAAACCGGCGUCGGAUGCGGUGAUGGAAGUGGUGACAGCUGCGAGUGUCCGAUCUGCUGCGGUAAUUUGGCCGACGACAAAACGCGGCGUCUACUGUGUGGUCAUAACUACCAUGCAGGAUGUUUGCAAGUGUGGUUGAACCUUCAGCCCACGUGUCCAGUAUGCGGGGUGCAUCUGGGCAAAGAAGUUGAGCCAGAGUAG